AAAAAAAUGGCUCACGACGAUUUGCGAGUGGAGGCGAUAAGACAGAUGGUGUCUGCCGGCUUCGGGCUGGACAACUCUCCGGAUUCCGGCUGUUUCGACGAGGCGCUCAGUCGUCGCGAUGGAGAAGACGAGCAGAAAAUCAUCCAGUACCUAAACUCCGUGACUGCGGAGGAUUCGCCGUCCUGUCUUUUCUUCUUCAAAACUGUGACAGAGGAGGAGGUUGAAGUUGGUGUACCUAGGACGGAUCUAAAACUAGUUGACCAUGUGGAGAUUGAUGUUACGGUCAACCAAUUCCCAGAGAGUUUUUUGAAAUCCCACGUUUUCAGUCUCAUGAGAAACACAAAGGAGCCGAUAAGUGAGCCAGCUGACAUGAAUGAGGCCAAUAUCAGUAUUCCAAGGCUAUUUGACAUUGACAUGCACAGCGGUCACCCCAUUCAGGUGCUACAUGACAAACUUCUCUAUGUCUAUUAUCCCUUGAUCAGACAGAUGGUGCUCCCUGCAGGAGGCCAAAACAAAGCAGAGGAAGAACUUGAUGCUGAAGAUGAAAAGAGGAGUUCAGAGAAGCCCAAUGAGAAUUCACUUCAUCUUCCUGAGCUCGACAUGGAGCAAGGUGUGGACAUCUUGCUUGCUAAUCCAGAGACGAUUGAGAAGUUGGAGCAGUGCGUGAUGAAUUGGCAGACUCAGAUUACAAUUGUCAUUGAGGAGCAGCAAAAGAAACAACCUCAGGCACCUGGUCCGUUGGCUGAGAUCGUGCUUUGGCAGGAGCGUGCCGAUGCUGUGAACGCUCUGAGUGAACAGCUCAGACAGCCUGCGGUCAAGAAGAUCCUGGAGGUGAUGACCAGAGCGGACUCAAGCAUUGUUCACACCCUGGAAGGAACGGUUGCUGAACUCACUAAAUACCGUUCGGAGUGUGACGACAACUUUCGCUUUCUGAAAACAAUGGAGAGACACUUCAAGAAUCUGGCUGAUGGUGCAAACCUUGGAGUGAUCCUGGAAAACAUCCGUCCUCUGAUGGACAGCCUGCAAACGGUGUGGAUGAUUUCUUACCACUUUCAAAGUGGUGAUCGUAUGGUCCCUCUGAUGGAGCGUAUCGCCUGGCAGCUGUGUGAGCGAGUGGCUCAAGCCAUUGAUGUCCAUACUCUUUUCAAAAAUAAGAAGGAGGCCACGUCCCAGGUUUAUGAGGCCAAGCAGGUUCUGGACCAGUGGAAAUCAUCCUACUUUGACGUGCGUGCUGAUAUUGAAAAAUUGGGCUGGAAUCAACGCUGGGAAUUUGACCGCAAGAGAUUGUUUGAGAGGAGUGAUUACAUGGCAUCUGUCUGCCAGGACCUGUACAAUGUCCUUCAGAUUUUGGAGGAGUUCUCUAACUUUUUUGGCCCAGAGCUGAAACGUGUGACUGGAGAGGCCAAACUGAUCGAUGAGAUUCUGGGCCGAGUGGAUCGUCUGGUGUCACCUUUUGAGCAGAUAAUUUUUAACCCAUUCAACAUUUUAAAGAUGAGCAGCUGGAAAACGGUCAUUCAAGAUUUCAACACCUCAGUUCAGGCUAUAGAUGGAGAAGCCAUCACCUUCAUUGAUCAGUCUUUUAAGACUCUGCGCUCUUCAUCCACUGCCUUUGAAAUACUGAUGAAGUUCAAACACGUCCGCUGCAGAGAGGCCAUCAAGAACCAUUUGAUGAAAAAGUCUGAUGACAUCCUGGCCCAGUAUAUCAAAGAGGUCGACGCCAUAGCUGAAAUCUUUAAGAAGGAGAAAGACAAACCAGUGCUUAGUAAGUUUGAGACGCCCGUGGCAGGAGCCAUCAAGUGGGCCCGAUUCCUUGCUGACCGCAUCAAGCAACCCAUCCUUUCCUUCCUGAAAGCUCCAGAGCUGCUCGGCAGUGACCACACCAAAACUGCCAAGGACAAGUACAUGGAAUUGGCAGUUCAGUUGAAGGAAUAUGAGAAGAAAACAUAUGAGUGCUGGUUCGCUGAGACAGAACACAACCUGCCACUGCUGAUGAAAAAGACCCUGUUGGCAAAUACUACCAGUGACAAUCCAGUUGUUGCAUCUACUGAGCAAAGCCUACAGAGGGCUGUGCGAUACACUGUGAACUUUCCUCAUGAGAUAAGAGGAAUCAUUUCAGAAACAAAUGACCUUGUUCCACUGGGCUACUCUGUGCCUGGACAGGCUCAACAUGUUGCUCUACAAGAACUCAACUUCUGCAGAUACGUUGAUGAUCUGAAAAAAAUAGUCAGCAGGUACCACUGUGUAAUCGACGGCCUCAGUGAAGCCCAUUUCAUAAUGCUGGCUCCGCAGAUCGAAGCCGUCCAAAAGGAGCUGAAUUAUGGCUGCAAAAGAAUCAACUGGAAAACCUUGAGAAUCCCCGACUUCCUCAGUCAAGCUUUUGAGGCUGUCUCCAAGUUUGAGACGCUUUUCAGCCACAUCCAUCGUAAUGAAAAGGAAAUCGAUUCCAAGCUACAAGCAAUGGUUGCUGCCAGUUUACUGAAAAUUCCAUCACCAGAUAAAUCAAACAACUUGCCAGGUGUCAAAGAGUUUUGUGAGCGUAUUGAGCAAGAACGGGUCAAGACUGUCAAUCUGCUAGUUAGAAAAUAUGCUGACAUUGGAUUCCUCAUCACAAAAAUAGAACAUUUGGUCCUGGAAACCAGCAGCGGUAAAGCUAAAGUCAUGGCAGAGUAUUAUUCGUACUGGGAGCGCAAAGUGCUGGACUCCCUUAUUAAGAUGGUGCUGAGGAAUGUUCAAGCUUUGAACAUGGCUCUGACGGGAAGCACUGCUCUUUUCCAAGUGGAUGUCAUUCUGUCUGCCCCUAAGAUUGUGUUGCAGCCUAAAAGCAGCGACGUCUACUCACUGAUAAUGCAAUGUGUCCGAGACUGCGUGGAAAGCACAAAGCAAUUUGUGCGUUGGAUGCAUGGGACCUGCAUCGAGUGCCCUCCAGUUCGUGUUGGUAAUGAGGAUGAGUUUGUGACAUUCACCUUCUGCAGCGACGUGUGGCAGCAUCCUCAGAUCAAUGAAAGUGCUACGAGCGUGUCUCAGAACAUGCAGCAGCUGCUCCUCUCGGUGGAUCGGUACCUUCCCCACUGGAAACGCCACCGGGCCCUUUGGGAAAAAAACAGAACCAUUGUCAAUGAGAAGUUUGCCGCAAAGAGACCGUCCUGCGUCAUGUAUGACGACAAGCUGCAGUUUCUCACCGGGAUUCAGCAGGAAUUGAUGCUGGAGCCUCAUUUUAGGAAGGAGCACAUCAUCUGUCUAAACCUGGAGCCUCUGAUUCUCACCGUGUGGGAAACUGCUCAGUCCUGGAUCACUUCACUCGGUGGUUUUCUGAACAAGCCUGCCAAAGAGGAUCUCUUCAACUUGAGAGAUGAGCUCACGCAACUCAGAAAGAGCCUGAACCAGAGCCCUGACACCUUCGAGGGCCUGAAGUCUGUUCUGAGCACCAUCUCUGCGAUCAGGGAUAUGUCUUUGGAGGUGGAGAUGAGAUUCAUCGACAUUAUAGAAAGAUACAGAACCCUGGCCAUGUACAAAGUGGAGGUUGGAGAGGAUGAAUCGGAGCUGGUGGCCGAUAUUGAAAAGAUGUGGACUGAUCUGUUUGCAGAAGCGAGACAAGUGGAUCGAAGUCUGAAAGACGUCAAGAAAUCGUUCACUGUGACCACAAAGGAAAACAUGGAAAACUUCAAGCAAGAAUUGUCUAUAUUUGCUGAAAGCUUCAACAUGCACGGUCCUGGGGCUGUGGGAGAUGAUUUGGAAAAAGGACUUGCAAUUCUCGGAAAAUAUGAGGCAGAUCUUGCCAACGUGGUGACGACACAACAGGAACUAACCAAUGCAGAGAAGCUUUUGGAUCUUCCACUUACUGUGAACCCAGAGAUUGCAAGCAUCCAAAAGGACAUGAAGGGAUUAAGGCAGAUAUAUGACAUAUAUAGGGCUCAGAAGGAUGCAAAGACAGAGUGGUCACAGACCUUGUGGGUCGACUUAGACAUUCAAGUGUUACAGGAAGGCAUUGAAGGUUUCAUCAAAGGUUUGAGGCAGCUGCCUAAAGACGUGCGAGCCUUGCCCAUUGCCUUCUUUCUUGAUGGACGAAUGAAAGAGUUCAGGGAGUCUCUGCCUCUGUUGCUGGACCUGAAGAAUGAAGCUCUCAGAGACAGGCACUGGAAGGAGCUAAUUGAAAGAACCGGGACUCGCUUUGAGAUGAACUCGGACACAUUCACCCUGGAAAACAUGUUUGCAAUGGAACUGCACAAACAUGCAAACGUCAUCGGGGACAUUGUCACUUCUGCUGUCAAGGAGCUCAGUAUCGAAAAGGGAGUGAAGGGUGUGAUGGAGACUUGGGAGAGUAUGAAGUUCAGUGUGCAGUCAUAUGUCAAAGGCACGCAGAAGCGUGGCUCCAUUCUGGGUGCUGUGGAUGAGAUCCUGCUCAAUGUGGACAAUGAUAUUAUGAACCUGCAAGGCAUGGCCGGCAGCCGCUUUGUGGGACCCUUCCUUGGCACCAUUCAGCAGUUAGAAAAAGACCUGUCACUUAUCAGUGAGACUAUAGAGGUGUGGUUGCUGGUUCAGCGAAAAUGGAUGUACCUGGAGAGCAUAUUUAUAGGUGGAGACAUCCGCUCACAGUUACCAGAGGAAGCAAAGAAGUUUGAUAACAUCGACAAAAAGUUUAAAGACAUCAUGAACAGCACAGUCAGUAGUCCAAACAUUAAGCACUGUUGCUUAGUUCCAAACCGGCUAACCGAUCUCCAGGCCCUGAGUGACGGUCUAGGGAAGUGCCAGAAGAGUCUCAAUGAGUACCUGGACUCCAAGCGAAACGCAUUUCCUCGUUUCUUCUUCAUUUCUGAUGAUGAGCUGCUCAGCAUCUUAGGGAGUAGCGACCCCACUUGUGUCCAGGAGCACAUGAUCAAGAUGUACGACAACAUAGCGUCUCUGCGGUUCGAUGGUGAAGCCAGUGGGGAGACGGUGGUUGGAGCAAUGGUGUCAGCGGAGGGCGAGGUGAUGGAGCUGAGAAAACCGAUCCCAGUGGAGGGCAGAGUGGAGGAGUGGAUGAUGGCAGUUCUGCUGGAGAUGAGGAAAACUAACAGGCUCAUAACCAAAGAAGCAAUAUUUCACUAUUGUGAGGACCGGACCAGGGUGGACUGGAUGUUGCUGUACCAGGGCAUGGUGGUGCUGGCCGCAAACCAGGUGUGGUGGACCUGGGAGGUGGAGGACGUUUUCAAGAAGGUGAAGAAAGGAGAGAAGCGCGCAAUGAAGAAGCACGCUGAAAAGAUGCACCAGCAGAUUGAUGAGCUGGUGACGCGCAUCGCUCAGCCCAUGAAGAAGAACGACAGGCGGAAGAUCAACACUGUGCUCAUCAUUGAUGUCCACGCAAGAGACAUUGUGGACAGCUUUGUCCUAAAUAGCAUAAUGGAUGCACAAGAAUUUGAGUGGGAGAGCCAACUGAGAUUUUAUUGGAUGCGGAAAGCUGACGACCUCUUUGUGCAUCAGUGCAGUGCAUCGUUUUCCUAUGGCUAUGAGUACAUGGGGUUAAACGGUCGACUGGUGAUAACCCCACUGACCGACCGAAUUUACCUCACUCUCACACAGGCCCUGUCCAUGUUCUUGGGUGGUGCUCCUGCUGGACCGGCUGGCACAGGAAAGACAGAGUCCACCAAAGAUCUGGCGAAAGCCUUGGGUCUGCUCUGUGUGGUUACAAACUGUGGCGAGGGCAUGGACUACAUGGCUGUGGGCAAAAUCUUCUCUGGCCUUGCUCAGUGUGGAGCUUGGGGCUGCUUCGAUGAAUUCAAUCGUAUUGACGCGUCAGUGUUAUCUGUUAUCUCCUCUCAAAUUCAAACCAUCCGCAAUGCUCUCAUGCUGCGCCUCAACAGAUUCCAGUUUGAAGGCCAGGAGAUCAGCCUGGAUGGCCGUAUGGGGAUUUUCAUCACGAUGAACCCUGGAUAUGCGGGACGCACAGAGCUGCCAGAAUCAGUCAAAGCCCUCUUCAGGCCUGUGGUGGUUAUUGUGCCUGACCUUCAGCAGAUCUGUGAGAUUAUGCUCUUUUCUGAGGGUUUUCUCUUGGCCAAGGUGCUGGCAAAGAAGAUGACAGUUUUAUAUAAACUCGCUCGUGAGCAGCUGUCCAAACAGUCUCAUUAUGACUUUGGCCUGCGAGCUCUGAAAUCUGUUUUAGUGAUGGCAGGAGAGCUGAAGAGAGGCUCACCGGACCUCAGUGAGGAUGUGGUGCUGAUGCGCGCUCUCAGGGACAUGAAUCAGCCAAAGUUUGUGUUCGAGGAUGUCCCUCUGUUCCUUGGGCUGAUCUCAGACCUGUUUCCCGGGCUGGAUUGCCCUCGCGUUCGCUAUCCCAACUUCAAUGAUGCUGUGGAACAAACACUGGAGGGAAAUAAAUACGUCGCACUUCCUGACCAGGUUGAUAAAGUGGUGCAGAUGUAUGAGACCAUGAUGACCAGGCACACUACUAUGGUUGUGGGCCCGACAGGCGGAGGGAAAUCAGUUGUGAUCUCCACACUGUGUCAAGCUCAGACCAAGUUGGGAUUACAAACCAAGCUGUAUCCCUUGAAUCCUAAAGCGAUGAGUGUGAUUGAGCUUUAUGGUGUUCUGGAUCCCGACACCCGAGAUUGGACGGAUGGGAUCUUAUCUAACAUCUUCCGUGACAUCAACAGGCCGACAGACAAACAAGAGCGGAGGUACAUCCUGUUCGACGGAGAUGUUGAUGCUCUGUGGGUCGAGAACAUGAACUCUGUAAUGGAUGACAACAAGCUCCUCACUUUAGCGAAUGGGGAAAGAAUCCGUUUACAGAAUCACUGCGCGUUGCUUUUUGAGGUUGGUGAUCUUCAAUAUGCUUCCCCUGCUACUGUUUCACGCUGUGGAAUGGUUUUUGUUGACCCCAAAAACUUGCGCUAUGCCCCUUACUGGAAAAAAUGGCUGAAAACCAGGCCUGACAAAGAACAAGAAGAACUCAACAGACUGUUUGAGAAAUAUGUGCCCAGCUCCAUUGACAUGAUUGUGGAUGGUAUUGUUGAUGGCAGACAGGGCCAAAAACUGAAGACUGUUGUCCCUCAGACAGAUCUCAAUAUGGUGACUCAGUUGUGCAUAACGCUGGAUGCGCUGCUGGAGAGGAGGAGCAACAGAGCUGAAGUCCUGGAAGGUUACUUCCUUGAGGCUCUCUGCUGCUCGCUAGGCGCUACAUUACUAGAGAGCGGCAGGAUCAGGUUUGAUGAGUUGUUGAAAAAGCUUUCCUGUCUGACCAUGGUGGAUGAUGGCAGUACCCUGGCUGGACCAGGAGAGAUACCAGGAUACCUCCCAACUCUGUAUGACUUCCACUUCGAUGGCACACAGGAGAAGUGGGUUCCCUGGAGUUCUCUGGUCGCCAAAUACAUUCAUAACCCUGAAACGAAAUUCGCCGAUAUCCUAGUGCCCACUGUUGACACCACCAGAGCCAGCUGGAUCCUGGAGCAGAUGGUGAAAGUAAAGAGGCCAGUGCUGCUCGUCGGAGAGUCUGGCACCUCUAAGACUGCCACCAUUCAGAACUUCCUGAAGAACGUUGACUCAGAUACGAGGAGCACUUUGACCAUUAACCUUUCAUCCAGAACAACUUCACUGGACCUGCAAAGAAAUCUGGAGGCCAAUGUGGAGAAAAAGACCAAGGAGACCUACGGUCCUCCUAUGGGGAAAAGACUAUUGAUCUUCAUCGAUGACAUGAAUAUGCCAAAGGUGGACAGUUAUGGCACACAACAGCCGAUUGCACUGCUGAAGCUGCUGUUGGACCGAGGGGGCUUGUAUGACAGAGGAAAGGAGCUUCACUACAAAAUCCUCAAGGAUCUUGGCUUUAUUGCCGCCAUGGGUAAAACAGGGGGAGGAAGGAAUGAGGUGGAUCCUCGCUUCACCUCACUGUUCAGCGUCUUCUGCAUCCCUUUCCCAACUGUGGAGUCCCUUCAUCUUAUCUAUGCUUCCAUUAUCAGAGGCCAUACAAAACCUUUUGAAGAGGCCAUCCAAAAUGUUUGCGAUAAGGUGACCUCCUGCACGCUGGAACUGUACAACAUGAUCAUCAGAGAUCUGCCUCCCACUCCGUCAAAGUUCCACUACAUUUUCAACCUGAGAGACCUGUCAAGAGUUUACAAUGGACUCGUCCUCACCAAGCCUGACAGAUAUCUGACUGUCACCCAGUUUGUUCGUGUCUGGAGAAAUGAAUGCCUGAGAAUCUUCCAUGACAGGCUCAUUGAUGAAACUGACAAAGCUUUGGUCCAAGGUCACAUCAGGAGUCUCAUUGCUGAGCACUUUGCAUCAGACCUGCAAGCCGUCAUGAGGGACCCAAUACUUUUUGGAGACUACAGCACAGCACUCCAUGAAACCGAUUCAAGGGUUUAUGAGGACAUACAAGACUAUGAUGCCUCAAAGGCCCUCUUCCAGGAAAUAUUAGAGGAAUACAAUGAAAACAAGUCAAGGAUGAACCUGGUGCUGUUUGAUGAUGCGCUGGAACAUCUGACACGCAUUCACCGCAUAAUCCGCAUUGAUCAAGGCCACGCACUGCUUGUUGGAGUGGGGGGCUCUGGAAAGCAGUCCCUCACCAAGCUUGCUGCCUUUGCGGCUGGUUGUGAGGUGUUUGAGAUAACUCUGAGCAGAGGCUACAGUGAAAAUAACUUCCGUGAUGACCUUAAGGCACUGUACUUGAAGCUUGGCAUUGAAAAUAAAAAGACAGUGUUCCUGUUUACUGAUGCUCAUGUUGCGGAGGAAGGCUUCUUGGAGCUCAUUAACAACAUGCUCACUUCAGGCAUUGUUCCCGCUUUGUUCCCUGAUGAUGAGAAGGAAGCGCUUCUCAACCAGCUUCGUGACGAGGCGCUUAGUAUGGGAGCCGGUCCUUCUAAAGACAGUGUGUGGCAGUACUUCGUCAACAAGAGUGCCAACAAUCUACACAUAGUUUUAGGCAUGUCUCCUGUGGGAGACACUCUGAGGACACGCUGCAGGAACUUUCCAGGACUGAUGAAUAACACUGUGAUAGACUGGUUUCUGCCUUGGCCUCCACAGGCCCUGCUUGCUGUGGCUCAGUCUUUCCUCGGUGAAAAUCCAAUGAUCCCUAAAGACCAUUCUGCUGCAGUUAUUGAACAUGUCUGCAUGGUUCAUAAGUCUGUGGGUGACUACAGCAAACUGUUCCAGCAAAAGCUCAGACGUUGCAACUAUGUCACCCCGAAGAAUUAUUUAGACUUCAUUAGCAACUAUUGUAACCUCUUGAAGGAAAAAGACCAAUAUAUCUUGGCCCAGUGCAAGCGUCUGGAGGGAGGCUUGGAUAAACUAAAGGAAGCCAGUGAGAAACUGGCGGAACUGAAUGUGAAGCUAGCAGAUCAGAAAGUCAUCCUGGCUGAAAAGUCCACAGCAUGCGAAGCCCUGCUGGAUGAAAUAGCCACUAACACAAGCGUUGCCGAGGAGAAAAAGAAUCUGGCAGAAGACAAAGCCAAAGAGAUUGAAGAGCAGAACAAAGUCAUAGCUGUAGAGAAGCAAGAAGCUGAGAGUUCCCUGGCUGAGGCUCUUCCUGCGUUAGAGGCAGCUCGCAUUGCUCUGCAAGACCUGGAAAAAUCAGAUGUCACUGAGAUUCGAUCUUUUGCUAAGCCACCCAAACAGGUGCAAGUGGUUUGUGAGUGUAUCCUGGUGCUCCGCGGCUACAAGGAAAUCAGCUGGCAGUCAGCCAAGGGGAUGAUGUCAGAGGCUAACUUUCUCCGUACAUUGAUCGACAUGGAUUACGACUCUAUAAAUAACAACCAGGUCCGGAAAGUCAAAGGAUUCCUCAAGACCCUCCAGAUCAGCCUCGAGGAGAUGCAAGCCAUCAGCAAGGCUGGUUCAGGAAUGCUUAAGUUUGUAGAGGCGAUCAUGGGUUACUGUGAGGUCUCAAAGGAAAUCAAGCCCAAGAGAGAAAAGGUGGCAUGCCUCGAGAAGAACUUCUUUCAGAGUAAGCAUGAGCUGGAGCGCAUUCAGAGCGAGCUCAGCGAUAUCCAGAAAGAAUUACACACUCUCGGAGAGAAGUACAAAGCUGCUAUUGAUGAGAAACAGUUGCUGCAAGAGGAGGCUGAGGUCAUGGAGCGAAGGCUUUUAGCUGCCGACAAACUCAUCUCUGGUCUGAGCUCUGAGAAUGAACGGUGGACCAAGGAUCUUGAGGAGUUGAAGCAGCGGCGCGGGCUUCUCCUGGGCGAUUGUCUGAUCUGUGCUGCUUUUCUCAGUUAUGAGGGGGCCUUCAGCUGGGACUUCAGGAAUGAAAUGGUGUACAAUGCAUGGAUCCAAGAUGUGCAGGAGAGACAAAUCCCUUUGAGUCAGCUUUUUAAAGUUGAACACCUUCUUUCUGAUGAAGUAGAAAUCAGCAGAUGGGGUUCAGAGGGUUUGCCUCCAGAUGAGCUCUCUGUGCAGAAUGGGAUUCUCACGAUUAGGGGGAGCCGCUUCCCCUUGUGUAUUGACCCACAACAACAAGCCCUCAACUGGAUUAAGAAGAAAGAGGAAAACAAUAAUCUCAAGAUUUCAUCAUUCAAUGAUCCAGACUUCCUGAAACACCUGGAGAUGGCCAUCAACUAUGGCUUCCCAUUCCUCUUCCAAGAUGUGGACGAGUACAUUGACCCGGUGAUUGACAAUGUCCUGGAGAAAAAUGUGAAAGGAGCCGAGGGCCGACAGGUCAUUAUGCUGGGUGACAAGGAAGUGGACUACGAUCCCAACUUCAAGCUGUACCUCAACACCAAACUGGCUAACCCCAAAUACUCCCCAUCCGUUUUUGGAAAAUCCAUGGUCAUUAACUACACUGUGACCCUUAAAGGUUUGGAGGACCAGCUGCUGAGUGUUAUCAUGGGUUUUGAGAAGAAAGAGCUGGAGGAACAGCGAAAGUGUUUGAUCCAAGAGACAAAUAACAACAAAAAGCUUCUUAAAAACCUUGGGGAUUCCUUGCUUGAAGAGCUGGCCACAUCUACAGGCAACAUGUUGGAUAACACAGAGCUUGUCAACACAUUGGAAAUAACAAAACUGAAAGCCACGGAGGUAUUCGAGAAACUUCAGUUGGCUGUGAAGACAUCCGAGGACAUUGAUAAACUCAGAGACGGAUACCGACCUGCAGCCAAGCGUGGCGCCAUCCUGUUCUUUGUGCUGACAGACAUGGCUUUGGUUAACAGCAUGUACCAAUACUCUCUGGCCUCCUACCUCGAGGUGUUUGACUAUUCACUGCGGAAGUCUCUGCCUGAUGCCAUCCUUCCCAAAAGGCUGGAGAAUAUCAUGAACACUCUGACGUACAGCGUUUACAACUAUGGUUGCACAGGGCUGUUUGAAAGGCACAAAUUGCUCUUUUCCUUCAUCAUGACAAUCAAGAUUGAACAGGCAGAAGAGAAGGUGCCUCAGGAGGAAUUGGAAUUCUUCAUGAAGGGUAAUCUAUCCCUGGAGAAAAGUCAACGCAAAAAGCCUUGUGACUGGCUUCCAGAUCAGGGCUGGGAGGACAUCAUCAAACUUUCAGAGCUCUUUCCUGAUCAGUUUGCCUCACUGCCUGAUGACAUUGAAAGUAAUUCUGCUGAAUGGAUAUCCUGGUAUGACUUAGAUGGACCUGAACAGACUCCCUUCCCCUCAAAAUUCAAGGAGAACCUGUCAAGCUUCCAGAAGCUGCUGCUGCUGCGCUGCUUCCGUGUUGAUCGAGUCUACAGAGCUGUGACUGACUAUGUCACUGUCACCAUGGGCGAGAAAUACGUGCAGCCCCCUGUGAUCAGCUUCGAUGCAAUCUACGAACAGAGCACACCUUUCUCCCCCAUUGUCUUCAUUUUGAGUCCUGGCUCUGACCCAGCCAGCGACCUCAUGAAACUCGCAGAGAAGUCAGGCUUUGGGGGAAGCAAGUUCAAGUUUCUUGCAAUGGGCCAAGGCCAAGAAAAGGUGGCGCUGGAGCUGCUGGAGAAGGCAGCGUCUCGCGGUCAGUGGCUGAUGCUACAAAAUUGCCACCUGCUGGUGAAGUGGCUGAAAGAACUGGAGAAGGCCCUGGAGAGGAUCACUGAGCCCAACCCCAACUUUCGCCUGUGGAUUACAACAAACCCUAUUCAAGCUUUCCCCAUUGGCAUCCUGCAAAAGUCCCUAAAGGUGGUCACAGAGCCUCCUAAUGGUCUAAAGCUGAACAUGAGAGCCACCUACUCUAAAAUCUCUCACGAGAUGCUGUCUGGAUGUCCACACCCUGCCUUCCGCAGCCUCGUCUAUGUUCUGGCUUUCUUCCACUCUGUGGUGCAGGAGAGGCGCAAGUACGGGAAGAUUGGCUGGAACGUCCCUUAUGACUUCAGCGAGUCUGAUUUCUUUGUGUGUAUGGAAAUCCUAAACACAUACCUGACAAAAGCUCACAGCCAAGGAGAAAGCAACAUACCCUGGGGAAGUCUUAAAUACCUUAUUGGGGAGGUGAUGUAUGGUGGGCGAGCGAUCGACAGCUUUGAUCGCAGGAUCCUGAAUGUCUACAUGGAUGAGUACCUUGGAGACUUCCUCUUCUACACCUUUCGACAGUUCCACUUCUUCAGCAACAAAGAAGUUGAUUACAAGAUCCCCCCAAAUGGCCCCAUGUCAUCAUAUGUUGAUGAGAUUAAGAACAUGCCACUGGCAAAUACGCCCGAGGUAAUGGGUCUUCAUUCCAAUGCAGAGAUAGGAUACUACACACAUGCAGUGAAGGAGAUGUGGACUCACUUAAUAGACCUUCAGCCUCAAACAGGUGAAUCAGGGGGAAGCAUCAGUCGGGAUGAGUACAUCGGCCAGGUUGCCCAGGACAUUCAGAACAAGCUGCCAGAUUUGUUCGAUUUGGAUGUGAUUCGUAAGAACUUCGGCACAGAGAUCUCUCCAACCUCAGUGGUUCUGCUUCAAGAACUGGAGCGCUUCAACAAACUGGUGGUCCGCAUGCAGCUGUCUCUUGCUGAGCUCCAGAGGGCUUUGGCUGGUGAAGUCGGUAUGAGCAGUGAGCUUGAAGAGGUGGCUUCAGCCCUGUUUAAUGGACAGAUCCCAGCUAUCUGGAAGAAGCUCGCCCCGGACACUCUGAAGUCUUUGGGCAACUGGAUGAGUCAUUUCAAGAGGCGCUAUGAACAGUAUCGCCACUGGGUGGAUCAGGGAGAGCCAAAAGUCAUGUGGCUGUCAGGACUCCACAUCCCAGAGUCUUACUUAACGGCUCUGGUUCAGGCUGCAUGUAGGAAGAACGGCUGGCCUCUAGAUCUGUCGACACUGUACACAGAGGUGACCAAGUACCGCAGUGAGGACGAAAUCAGUGACAGACCCCAGCAGGGCUGCUUCGUGUCCGGUCUGUAUUUGGAGGGAGCAGACUGGGAUGUGGAGAAUGGAUGUUUAGUCAAGAGUAAACCCAAAGUGUUGGUUGUUGAGCUGCCCAUUCUCAAAGUCAUCCCUACAGAGGCCUGUCACCUCAGGUUACAGAACACACUGCGUACACCGGUGUACACCACUUCCAUGAGGAGGAAUGCAAUGGGUGUGGGGUUGGUGUUUGAGGCAGAUCUGUUCACCACCGUGCAUUUAUCCCACUGGGUGCUGCAAGGAGUGUGUUUGUACCUCAACACUGAAUAAG
Molecule: messenger RNA, 13510 nt
Organism: Salarias fasciatus (jewelled blenny)
Lineage: Eukaryota; Metazoa; Chordata; Actinopteri; Blenniiformes; Blenniidae
Gene: dnah10
Product: dynein axonemal heavy chain 10
Exons: 77
Coding region: 7-13509 (4500 amino acids)
Biological process (GO): microtubule-based movement
Cellular component (GO): dynein complex
Molecular function (GO): ATP binding; dynein intermediate chain binding; minus-end-directed microtubule motor activity
Source: RefSeq, a predicted model, not a curated record